Laetiporus sulphureus 93-53 is the source of this 1244-nucleotide messenger RNA. RefSeq lists its product as uncharacterized. The coding region runs from base 264 to 1151 and encodes 295 amino acids. The transcript has 4 exons. The record is from RefSeq and is a predicted model, not a curated record. NCBI's taxonomy places the organism in Eukaryota, Fungi, Basidiomycota, Agaricomycetes, Polyporales, Laetiporaceae.
CGAGAGAGUGGCAGACGGAUCGCCACUCCACACCCAGUCCUCCAGUAUCCUCUCCACCCUCUCCGUCGAGGGUCCCACGGGCGUCUCCCAACCUCACCUGUCGUCCAUGCGCGCACUCCCCGCCUCGCUCGCGUUCGCGCUGCCCGCCCUCUCGCUUCAAGCUCGGACGUUCAGAGAGCUCGUCCUAGUCAAUGUUCCUCACGGCCUCUUGCUGUACAACGCGGUCGGUCACUCGCAGGCUGGGCUGUGCAUGAGACAGCGAGAUGCGGGGGAUGUACAUGUCGGAGAGCACAGUGGCGGAUUUCGUACGUCGCUUCACAUCCGUGUGUGCUCAACGCACGCGCGCGCAGACCUGUAGCAGACAUCCAUCCUCACCCAACUCCCCCGCGCCUGCCUCUCAUCACGACGUCACAAUCGCACCCUUUAGCCCUGAGCUCACUGUGCCCCCGGUGCUCGUGGACGUCGCCUGUUUAUUCAUGGUCGGACGCUCUUCCCCGCACUGCAGCGGAAUUGGACGAUGCAAGACAUCACGGGCUGAGGACGGAGCAUGCAUAGGACAGCGGAGCGUGUGGAUUAUUGGAGAUGGCAGUCUUCCCGGCUUCAGCGCCCGCGGCCCUCAUCGACGCCGUCUCCUUAGCCAUCGUCGGACGCUCUCCCCGACGCUGCACCGGAAACCGGCGAUGGAAUAUAUCACGGGCUACAGGGCUCGCAGCCGAACGAUAACUGUACGCACGCUGCCGAAAUCGUGCGCGUACUUCAAGCUGCAGAUCCGGGGCUGGCGUUCUUCGCGGUCCACAAAUGACCAUCCGCGGUGCCCCGAGUCGGUCGCUCGACGGUCAGCGCUAUCACCGAGGAUAACAGCGCACAGGCCAGCCCUUUCCCGGAGACUCGAGUGGAUCGGAGUGGGCGUGCCAGCGAGUGGUCGUAUGCAACGUCUCGCAGCGAGAGUACACCAACCAGGGCUUAUGAACGGACGCGCCACGGCAUACGCCUUGGCUUUUAGCACACCGCAACCGCAUGCCGUAGCCAGCGAGCACACCAUGCCCGCAGCGUCCGUGGACGUCAUGCGCACAGACGCGACCUACCUCUACUCUCAAAACCGAGUCUGGGCUGCGACGCUAGCGAAGCACGAUGGGUUCCGGCGCUCAUAGCCGUGUGAUACCCGCAUGCGCGCCGUGUGCACGCGAACCUCGCGAAUCCAAAGUCGAGUCGUCUCCCGGUGCCGCGACGGUUCUUGGAGGCCC